Messenger RNA from Zeugodacus cucurbitae (melon fly), 1813 nucleotides. RefSeq lists its product as uncharacterized. The record is from RefSeq and is a predicted model, not a curated record. Lineage: Eukaryota; Metazoa; Arthropoda; Insecta; Diptera; Tephritidae. The coding region runs from base 1324 to 1746 and encodes 140 amino acids. The transcript is spliced from 3 exons.
GAGCCAAAGUUUUAAAUUAAUAUUGUACAUAAUCUCAUAAAGUAUGGUUGGAGCGAGCAUAUUGUACUAUCAACAAAAUAGAAUGGAAAGUUUAUGUCGCUAUUAGACAAUGGGGAAUCUUCCAGUCUUUUACGAGACCUUAUUUCUACAUUAAAACAUAAAAAGUCAUUUCAUUUGCUAAAUAUUAUUUUAAAACAAAAUAAAAGAAUGUAAUGCUAUGAAUUCACAAUGAUUAGCUGCUUAUACUAUGUUUACAUAUAACGAGAUUAUCUCCAUUUACGAGCUUAACUCGAUAAUCUGUAAUUAAGAAACGAAAUUUCCCAUACAAAAUUCCUCUCUGGAUAAUCUGAGAUUAUAAAAUUAUCUCGUUUUAUACAACUAGAUUUUCGGUGUUAUUCCUAGGUUUAUCGAUAAUUUUGCGAAGAAAAGGAGAAAUGUCAAAUGAAAAUGUAAACAACAAUGGCCGACAGCGAGAGAAAUAUGUGUAAUACAACAACAAAUGCAACACAUUUGACAAUUGAUAAUCUCAUUUGGCUAUAUGUAAACGGUUGGAUUAUUGAACGAGCUUAGAACGAGAUUAUUUUCAUAUGUAAACAUACUAUUACAUUGGAGUCAAACGUAAUAUGCAUUUUCCUGUAAUUACUGACCCAUUUGAAACUUGACUACGUCCUGUUUCAAAAAAUUAGAGUAAAUUUUGCUGAAAGUUAGAAUUCAGAAUUUUUUGUUGCACACUUCUUUGAUACAUAUUUGUUCUUUUACCUGCAAUUUCGACUUACGACUUUAUCAUUUUAAUAGAUCCAAAAUCUUAUCAAACUCCAUUUCAAAGUGAAUAAGCAAUAUCGAAAAAUGAACCAAAGUAAACAGAAAUAGGGAUGGAAAAGUCGACUCUGACUUUAGUCGAAAAUCGAUCUUUUAUUAGAAAUAAUAGACUUUUUAGGAUCGAUUCAAGCUUGUCUUGUUCGGCAUGUUUUGGACAUGUAAUAAAUAAUAUUGGUCAGCGCCUUAUCGAAGUUAAUAUUACUCCACCUGCAUCUGAAUCUCGAAAUCAAGUUUCCGACUUACCCGCUGAUGAAAAUGAUGCUAUUGACAAUCUUGAAGACUUAAUUACAGAUCAUACUGAGCAAUCGUCAUUGCGUGAGCUAUUGUCAAAAGUUAAACAAAUUGUCACAUUCUUUCGACAAAGUGAAAGAGCGACUACAGAGCUGCUGAAAUUACAGAAGGACAAGCCUGAAAAUUCUCGUCUGAAAUUAAUUCAGGAAGUGCGAACGAGAUGGAACUCCUGUGCUUGCUGAUCAUGUCAGUAAAGUGCUUUUACAAGUGAAGAUGGACAAAUCUUCGAAAGCUAAGCCACCUAACAUGAUCACAGGUGAGGAAAUCGAUGCGUUAGUAGAAGUUCGUGACAUCUUAAAACCUCUCUUGCAAAUAACUCAAGAAGUUUGUUUUGAGAAAUGUGUAACAUUGAGCAAGUGCAUUCCUUUGAUUUCAAGUCUUAGAAAAAAGAUUGAAGAGUUAACGCCAGAAGCUUUAAUUGGGCGACAUUUGAAAAAGAGAAUGGUUCAAGACAUCGAAACAAAAUACGGCAAUAUUGAAUCCGUAAAACUGUACGCUUGUGCAACAUUGGUUGAUCCUCGUUAUAAAAAGUUUGGUUUUCAAAGAAUUCGGGAUUCUGCACGAGCGGUAACUAAUGUCGCUGAUCUUGUCAAGACAACGAAAAUUAGCAUUGGCAGCAACGGUGGCAAAUAUUAACCCUCAAGAUGAGAUAUUAGCUAUUCAAGGUCCGGAAUCUCAGCAAAACGAACGAUGACAAUGAUGA